CGUGCGCAGGCACCAAGCAGGUGCGACUUGAGGUGUGUUCAUUCGAAGGAUGGGCAGGUGUAAACAAAAUUUGAAUUCAUCGUGCCUAAAUCGAAUCCGAGAUCAGAGUUCAUCAGAUCGCACACGCAUACAUAACAGGCUUGUUCCUUUCCAUCAUCGUAAUUCACUGCAAGCAGUUUAUUCAAUACAUCUACCGCAACAGAGAUCUCGAGCUGUCGGAGCUAUCGUCACGAUCAUUAGUGAGCAAGAAUAUGGCGAAUACGACCUCACAGGAUACGCCUAAGACGCAGAAUUCCCAUUCAACAUCUUCUGCUGCUUCACAGUCUUCCCUUUCGAACAUGCGCCGCUCGUCAUUCGAACAUCGCCCGACAUUGCAAGACUUGGAGCCAUUCGAGCCGUUACGACGCUAUAGAAGUAUGGGUGAUGGUCUCAGACGACCUUCUCUUGGUAAUCGUAUCUCGCAAUAUUUCCACUCAUUGCCUGGCUUACGACGUGCCAGCGUUACACCCCAACCGCCCGCUCCUCCACUUUCGCUUAGUGCGUCAAACACUAUGCAAGAACGAUCACGAUAUGUUGCGGACAGGGAGCGUAGAAAUCAUGCGGAUAAUACUCCUCACAGCCCACCAGAGCCCCCGGGCAACCGGAUCCAGCCAAUAUAUCUCGACGGAUCGGAGAGUCCACCUACAGAGCCACUCGGCCCUCAUGGCGCAAGUACGGUUCGUUUCCAUCCCUCCACACAGGUGGGCACAUUCCUGCGGGACUCUCCACCAUGUUCCCAGCAUAUAUAUCGCAUUCGCAUGCUGCCAUAUCCAGCGCGCGAUCAUCCCGAUCCACGGCUUGCAGACUACCAGAGACACAUGGGGCCAUUAGUGCCGCAACAGGCCAGCAUUUCUUUAUCGUCGCUCUCGACUAGAAACAACCCCAUCUUGAGGUCGCGAAUGCCUGCCUCUUGGGGACCUUUGAACUUACUGGGAGACGGUGGAGAAAGUGAAGACGUUGCGCGGUUGCCGACAGGCCUGGAACAGCGGCUGCGCCUCGAUAGUCUGGGACAAGCACCCGAUGCGGUCAAAGAGCAAGACACCGAAAGCAGCGACUCCGACGUAUACGAUGAGGAUGCUGUCGAGUAUUGUGAGCGCCCAGUUCGUGUGCGUCCGACGCAUAAUGCUCGUAUGUAGGGAGGUAACAUGCAAAGAAUUGCGUUGGAUGAGUGACGCUGACAUUGGGAAAUGCAUCAUAGCUUCUUCGCCUACUGUCAAUACUGUUUACACAGAUAUCUCACACUUAGAUCCCAAAGCUCUCCUGACGGCAAACCAGAGGUCAGAGGGCCUAUUCGGAACAUUACGAUACUGGCUGGACAUCAUCGGAGACGAAAUGAUGCCAAGCCUUGAUAAUAUAUCGCGGGCAGAGGAUGAAUGCGCUUCAGUGCCUCAGCAUCGAGCAAGCAUGCCAGAUGCUGAACCUAUUCACCCUACA
Molecule: messenger RNA, 1473 nt
Organism: Dissoconium aciculare CBS 342.82
Lineage: Eukaryota; Fungi; Ascomycota; Dothideomycetes; Mycosphaerellales; Dissoconiaceae
Exons: 2
Coding region: 252-1175 (307 amino acids)
Source: RefSeq, a predicted model, not a curated record